CAACGCCAAUGAGCAUUUUCCUGACGAAGCGCAUGGUGUUCCAACCCGAAACGCGGGUUGGACACAGUAAGACGUUUACGUCCUGAAAGUUGUUGAAUUCGCUGAAACAUUUGAGCAUUUAUAUUGUUUGCUGUGUAUACACCAUCAUUAAGCCAUCAAAAUGUCGGACAAAUUCGACACGAAAGUUAUUCAGGUGACGAAUGUCGCACCAACUGCGACAAAAGAUCAAAUGAAAACCUUGUUUGGAUUCAUCGGAAGGAUCCGCGAGUUGAAAAUGUAUCCCCCAGAUUCUGAUGUCCAAGUGUCUGCCAGAGUUUGCUAUGUUGAGUAUGAUGAAACAACCCAUGUCGGUGUGGCACUACAUCUUACAAACACAGUCUUCAUUGACAGAGCACUCAUUGUUGUGCCAGUCAUGGAUGGGAGGAUCCCGGACGAGGGGAAGGCCCUCCAGCUGACCCCCCAGGCAGUGGCGGGGAUGUUUCCCGGUCAGCCCACCUGGCCCAGCAACGUCACCAGUCAGAUAUCUGGUUCUGGCAUCAACCAGGUGAUCAACACGACAGACCCUCGUCUGACAGCCCUGGGCCUGACCCAGUAUCCUUCACUCCCAGCCUGUACCGACCCAACCAAGGUGGAGGAGAUACGCAGGACAGUUUACGUUGGCAACCUGGACACAACGGUGACCUCUGAGCAGCUGUUGAACUUCUUUGGCCAGGUGGGUGAGGUGAAGUAUGUGAGUAUGGCGGGGGAUGAAAACCAGCCUGCCCGCUUUGCCUAUGUGGAGUUUACUGACCAGCGAUCUGUUGCCACUGCACUCACCUACAAUGGAGUCAUGUUCCAGAGGAGGCCUCUCAAGGUGAUGCAUUCCAAGUCUGCCAUUGUGAAGCCGCUGACUAAGUCCCAGGAGGCAUCUCAACGUGAGAUAGAGGAGGCCAUGAAGAAGGUGAAGGAGGCUCAGUCUCUGAUUGCAGCUGCUGCAGGAGACCGAAGACGAGACAGAAGAAGCCGCACACGAUCGCGAUCAAGAUCAAAAGGCCGCAGCAGAUCCAGGUCACGAUCAAGACGCCGAUCAAGGUCCCGGCGAUCCAGAUCUCGGAAAAGAUCCAGAUCUCGACGUAGAUCACGUUCUAGGAGACGUAGUAGAACCCCUAAACGAAGGUCAAGAUCAAGGUCAAGAACACGAAGGAGGCGAUCAAAAUCAAGGUCUGGGAUAGCCCCGCCUGUUGUGGUAUCGAGGAGGUCAAGGUCAAGAGAUCGGAGGAGGUCACGAUCUAGAUCAAGGUCAAAGCGACGGACCAGUAGGUCACGGCGAUCUCGCUCUAAGAAAAGAUCCCGAACUCCACCAAAAGCUUUUAGCAGUAGAAGGUCGAGAUCAAGGAGUCGGCGUAAGAGUCGUUCUCGUAGUCGUCACAGGUCCAAGUCCCGCGAGAAGAAAAAAUCAGUGUCCCGUUCCCCAUCCCCUCCUAAGCUGGAGCGAGAGUGCUCCAUACCCGCAAACAAAGGUGAUGGUGUCGGACUCGCCGCCAAGACGGUCGAGAAGUCCCAGCUCGAAGCCAAUCAAAGUCGAGCCGACCAGCAAGAGGUAUCCAUAUUUUCUGUUUUAUUUAGUGUGACUGCCAGUGAAUCUAAAUCCUCCAAACCGAGAUCGUCUAGUGAGCGACGUAGCAAAAGUCGCAGCCUGACCCCCAAGAAAAGGUCAAGCUCCAAGCGGAGGACAAGUCGAAGCCCAAAGAAGAGCUCCAGACGUUCGAGGAGCCCAAGACGAAAAGUCAAGGUCACCAAGACUCAUCGUAAGUCCAAGAAAAGUCGCCGAAGCAGAUCCACAUCUCGACGUCGAUCACGUUCUCGAAGUGGCUCCAGGCACAGGACUAAGAAGGAAAAGAAGAGAGACCGGGAUAAAAGCCGGGACAGGAGUAGAGAUCGAGAACGUAAUCGUGAAAAAGAACGAGAGAAGGAACGCAAGAGUAAGAAAAGUCGAGAUAAGGAGAAGGAGCGUGAGAAAAAGGACAAGGACAAGGAUAAGGAUACGAAAGUUAAACGGGACUAUGACGAGGAAGAGAAGGGCUUCAACAGUGGUAGUGAGGAGAAGAAAGAGUCCAAAGAGUCAAAGCUGCUGAGCCUGAAGAUCCUGAAAAGGACAAACCUCCUGCACUUUCAGCAGGCGAAGAGUCUCCACCUCCUCCUCCUCCACCCAACCCUCCACCUUCAUCAAAGGAUCUGGACUCCAACCAGCAGCAGGUUGACAUGGAGAUGAGUGACUAAACAACACAUAUCCUGUAUCUCCUCCCUGCUAAACUUGCACCAACAUUUGGAGUCAGUGCACAGGUGGUGCUCCCUGGACUUGUUUCAUCCUGGAUUUGAUGUACUGUUGGUUGUUGGGGGAACACAUGACUGAUCAUGGUGAUGGUAAAUUCCUCUGCAUUACAUAGCUGAUGACUGAACUCUUACUGCAACAGACGCUGGUCUGAUGCUAGAGACUGUAUACAGUGUCUGAUAUCAGUUUUGAGAUGCACAAUUGAACAUGUCAGGCUUGAUUUCAUGAAGAUUGUGGUAUGAAAAACAUAGAGAUGUAAAAUAUGACAUGUCAGUGAAUGUUAUUUGAAAUGGAGCGACAGGUGAAAACAUGAUUGAUUUAAGACUAAGUAGCACUAUUAUUGGUGUUUUCUAUUGGUUCAUUUCUUUAGUUAACAUACAUCAUGAUCAUUCUUUAUAUCUUGUAGUGUGUUUUAGUUGUAUGACAAUAUUUGAUGUACUUCCCUUUAAUCUCAAGUUCAUCACAAGAAUCAUUAUGUCAAGUUUCAGUUCAAUAUACACAAGGUCAAAAGUUCUGCUACCUCAGUUUCUUGCAGAUAAACCCUUUGGAAUUCUUUACCUAUGAGCAGUCAUUUUGAGAGAUACUCACAAUGUGAAUUCUAAUGCACUAGAUAUUGUCUUAUAGGUGUUCCCAGAUGCUUGGACAGUGUUUGUAUAUACAGUGAAGUCUGUGAAACUAUAGCAUUGCACAUUAUGCAUUUUUUACAAAUAGUUUAAUAUAAUUGUUAUCAUUACCUGUCACCAUGAAUCUGAAGAAUGUUUUGUUAAUUAAAUUCAUACACUUCAGCGCAAUUUAUGUCUUAAAUUAUAAGGGCUAAUAACUUUCAUUGCUUAACUUGUGAUCAUCAUGUAUACAGUAUAUGCCAUUAUCUUAGUUGUCAUACACAGUGACAUUUUAUCCUUAAUAAACCCAUCCAAUCAGA
Molecule: messenger RNA, 3233 nt
Organism: Haliotis rubra (blacklip abalone)
Lineage: Eukaryota; Metazoa; Mollusca; Gastropoda; Lepetellida; Haliotidae
Product: splicing regulatory glutamine/lysine-rich protein 1-like
Exons: 17
Coding region: 161-2251 (696 amino acids)
Cellular component (GO): nucleoplasm
Molecular function (GO): RNA binding
Source: RefSeq, a predicted model, not a curated record